AGCAACAACAGCAACAACAAAAACAUCAACAACAACAGCAACAAUACCUACAACAAAAACAACAACGACAAGACUCGCAACUACAAUUUCAAUCACAAACGCAGCAACACCACACUCCAAUUAAACUUCCACAACCACAUUUUCAACCGCAGCAUCGGCAACAAUUUCAAUAUCAACAUCAACCUCAACAGCAAUAUUCACAGCAACAAAAUCUGUCUCAAAUGCAACAAUGUUUGCAACAUCAGAAACAACAACCACGUUGUCAAACGCCACAUCCACAGCAAUGUUUGCAAAAACAAUAUCAGCAACAAUCUCAUCAACAAGAAACACAACACUUCCAACAACAGCAACAACAGUGCCAACAACAAGACCUACCACACGAGCAGCAUUACUGUCAGCAGCAACAACAACAACAAUCUCAACAGCAACCGCCAACACAAGAUCAACAAUAUUUUCCGCAUCAUCAACGAGACCACAGUCAACAACAUCUACCGCAGCAUGAAACUUGUUUGCAACAACCACAGCAGCAACCACCGAAUCCGCAUCAGCAAAAAUAUUUCAAGCAGCUGCAACCGUCGCAGCAACAAAACUUCCGACCAAAUCACGCCACAACAACAGCAAAGAAUAAAAAAAUACCAAGAGACGACGCUCAACAAUCAAACCUACCGGAGAUUCAAGUGUGCGAUUCAUCGCUCUGCCUAA
Molecule: messenger RNA, 702 nt
Organism: Helobdella robusta
Lineage: Eukaryota; Metazoa; Annelida; Clitellata; Rhynchobdellida; Glossiphoniidae
Exons: 2
Source: RefSeq, a predicted model, not a curated record